Molecule: messenger RNA, 2036 nt
Organism: Thamnophis elegans (Western terrestrial garter snake)
Lineage: Eukaryota; Metazoa; Chordata; Lepidosauria; Squamata; Natricidae
Gene: CX3CL1
Product: C-X3-C motif chemokine ligand 1
Exons: 3
Coding region: 1-1548 (515 amino acids)
Biological process (GO): positive regulation of GTPase activity; immune response; monocyte chemotaxis
Cellular component (GO): extracellular region
Molecular function (GO): CCR chemokine receptor binding; chemokine activity
Source: RefSeq, a predicted model, not a curated record
AUGCGGAAAACCCAGCCCGGAGCCGCGCGGAGUUUCCAAUCUGUGGCAGCGAACAGCAACGGAGGCAAAUCUCCGGGAGAAGCCCGGACGCCGCGCCGGCUCAAGGCGACCGUGGCUCGUCGGGUACCCUCAGGGUGCCCCGAGGACGGCGGGGCCAUGCCGGAUGCCGCGCGGAGCCUGCUGGCGCUGCUGGCGCUGACGGUCGCUUGCGAGUGGCUCAUCCCGGCGGUGGCAGGAGAACCUGAUACAACUAAAGCUUGCAAAAUGGAAUGCCUCGACCAUUUACGGAGGAAAUUUCCUUUGAGUAUACUAGAGAGCUACACAGUUAGCACCUGCAGAGGCAAGACGUCAAUCAUAUUGAAAACGAAGAAAAACAGAUUUUUUUGUGCCAAGAGAGACGAUGACUGGGUAAAGAAAGCUAUGCAGGCCAUGGAUGCAAGGACUAAAUUCGGCCACACCAUAAAAAGUCUCCCUGUAGCUAACAGACAUUCAGGAGAAACUAAGUUGGAGGUUGAGGGCCACGCUCAACCCACGAAAAAAAUUAGCACAACCCCCUACAAGACAGCUACACUCCCCGUGAGAACCACAGGAGAGGCACAACCUUCUGUGGAAAGAGGGUUGUCUGGGAUGGAGGCCACCACAUCUUUUGCAUCGUUGAUUCCUCAACCAGAAACUAUUGCUGAUAAAUCCACCCUUCAGCCUUACUCGAUUGCAAAUCACGAGAUAGGGACAGAAACCCUUGAGGGGCACAAAGGAUUGGGGGAGCACAUCCCGUCAACGAAGAAAGGCCUGGAAGAUUUCUCUGGAACAACCCCACAAUUGGUGUCACCUCCUAUGCCUUUUCCAGGAUCUGACAGAACAAGUACCCAAAGCCCUGCAUUCGUUUCAGAAACUCUUGCGAAUCCUUCAACCCGUCCUUCCAUGAACUCUCCCAUCAGCAAGCUUCUCCAGAAGUCUGUCACAAAAGAUAAGAUGUUGAUUAUGAUACCCACCAAGGUUUCCAACUCUUCCGAUCAACACCGUUUGCUUUUCAGCAGCUCCAGCGCAGACCAGGAACUGCAGUCAGCUGAGGGUUCCACAACUCAACUUCCUGCCAACUCUAGUAGUCCUUCAAGCAGACAGUCCAACUCUGGUAGAACCAGCCUCAGUUCUGUCCAGUUUCGAGGUGUGGUUGAUGCAGAAUGGGAAGGAGGCACCACAGAAUUGCCUUUAUCUAUUGGAACUGGUAGAACUUUCCCCAAACCUUCAGACCCUCUCCAAAUUCCAGGUCAUCGGCAAGAAACUUUUAUUGAGAGUACUUCAAUACCCAACCCAAAUACCCCACCAGGAACUGUAGUUUGCUAUCCCCGUUCCCAAUCCAUGGUACACAAUUACAUUAUCCACGUGCUUUCUAUUGGGGUUGUUCUCUGUGUCCUCUUGGCAGUUGGUGGCUUAGUCUACUUUAAGCGUAACCUGUGUAUCAAACGGUCACCCAAGAGGCAGGUUCAAGGCAUGAUGUACUACGCAUGUGACUCUCAGGCGGAGUCACAUUCCAUGGAACUUGUGUGACUUCUCCAUCUUUUUUGAUUGGCAAAAAUCCGUCUUAUUUCACAAGAGGGAUGAGCUCUGCUGGUCGCACAACUGAUGGGAGUCCUUGUCUGGUCUCCCUCUUCUUCUCUGCCAACGUCCGGACAGUUUACCGCUGUUGGUCAAAGGCUGCACUAAAGCAUAGCAACUCCUCAUUGGCCUUAUUGAGAUGUUUAGCCCACUGGGCUACUAUGGAGCAAGGACAGAGUCUUCAGCAUGGGAGGCAGGCCUCCAUACCAAAGCAAGAACGUUCACUGGAAGAAAAGAGAACUAUUCCUUCUUGGGCUGAAUAUGCCCAAUAGGUUGUCGGUACGAUUUGAUUGUAAUUGAUGUCUGCAAUGUUGAGAUGAGCCAUAAGGAUGGGCAGGGCUGACCUAGAACAUCUAUCUGUUUGAGAUGAAACAAGUACCCAUCAGUGGUGGGAUUCAAAAUUUUCUACUAACAGUUCUGUGGGUGUGGCUUCAUGGGCG